CGUCACGACUAUAGUACGUCCUCAUCACGUGCCAUCUCAUAUUACUAUAGUUAUACGAGCUGCUUCUUUUUUCUUGCUGGUGAUGUUCUGGGGUGGCGUAAAAAAGGCGGAAGUAGGAAGUAAUAGUAGACCCCAGACGUGAAGGUGCCAAAUAAUUUACUUGAUAUAUUUAUUAGAUUUUUCUCCCAAGAAACGGAGGCGUAAUGGACGAUACUUUAUUUCAGCUGAAGUUCACAGCAAAACAGCUGGAGAGGUUAGCCAAGAAGGCAGAAAAAGAUUCAAAGACAGAACAGGCCAAAGUGAAAAAGGCUCUUCAACAGAAGAAUGUAGAGGUUGCUAAGGUCUAUGCAGAGAAUGCAAUUAGAAAGAAGAAUGAGGGGGUGAAUUGGCUAAGGAUGGCAUCACGUGUAGAUGCCGUGGCUUCAAAGGUACAGACUGCAACAACAAUGAAAGCGGUAACAAAGAACAUGGGCCAGGUAACUAAGGCCUUAGACAAAGCUUUGAGCUCAAUGGAUCUCCAGAAAGUCUCGGCGGUAAUGGAUAAAUUUGAGCAGCAAGUUCAAAAUCUGGAUGUCCAUACUUCGGUAAUGGAAGAUUCUAUGAGUUCUGCCACAACACUGACUACUCCCCAGGAACAAGUGGAUAGUCUGAUUGUGCAAAUAGCUGAGGAAAAUGGGCUGGAGGUUAUGGAUCAGCUCAACCAGCUUCCUGCUGGAGCAACAAGCAUUGGUGAGAGUUCAGUGCGUUCGCAGGAUCAGGAAAAUCAGCUGGCAAGAAGGUUGGCUGCUUUGAGGAACUAAAAUUGCUUUGUAAGAGAAUAACACCCCUGAAUGGAACAAGUGGUCUUAUAAAGUUAAGGCUCUUGAUCAGGGUCUCCCUGUGAAGACAACGUACAGGACUUCAAGAAACAGUAUACUUUGCUCAAUUCACAAGAUGCACUUUGAUUCUGAUUACUGUUUACCUUAAAAUCUUUCCCUGGGCCUUAUAAUACUGGAUUUUAAGAUGCCAACAAAUAACACUGUGUGCUGAAAAGAAAACACUGACUCAUUUUAGGGGGAACCAUUGCUUGACUGAAAACUGUUCAAUGGGUGUAUUCACUGAGAAUAACCAGAGUUGUAGUGUGAAGUACAACGGUUGGACUUGCUUAAAGUUAAGCUUCAUCAGUUUGCCUGUUAUAUAAAAGAGGAGGUUUUAAAUAUUUAAACUAUAUAUACAGAUUUGUGAAGGUAUGAUGAUUUUUCCUUUAUUUUGCCUUGUCUUGUAUGUUUUUUUUUUUUACUUUGCUGUUCAUAGUUUGCCUUUUUUUGUAUACCUCUUUGUACAUUCUUAGCUCACACUUAAUGAGUGUACUGCUGGAGAAUCCAUCUUAUGCAGUCAAAAGAAUAGCCUGUACAGCUCAGUUGAGAUGGGGAUGUUCUAUGAAGGCUUUUAGACACUAAAAAUACUUCUUGCUCAUUUCUGGAGAAAGUGCACAUUACCAAAGUUGAUAUGGGAGUUCUGCCUCUCAUUUUCAGCGCGGAAGAGGGUGUACAUACCUUUCAAAUGUCCAGAUUUUGGGCUCAUAUUUUUGGCCUGUACCUCAUAUAAGUUGUGGUUUUCUGGCAUAUCACUGGGAGGGUUUGAAUACUGAAGUCACUAAAUAAUGGCACACAUUUGAGUUUCAGACUUCAAGCUCUUUACAAAAUGUGAUGUUAAAACAAAGCCUGUUACUGGAGUAACUUUCUAAGUUUAUAAGAGCAGUAUUUAAAAUAUGUCCCUAUUUUUAGGCCUUUGUCCUCCCAUUUUGUCGGGCUUUGUCCAGAUCUCUUGGACUAAGAGGUUGAGAGGUACGGGGGUGAACAACUGCCUUUGUACCUGACUUCUUUUAAUACAUUGAAUUAUCGUGUGCCUUCAUAGUCUUUUGGACAGUGUGAAGAGCACUGUAUGAUGAUGCACAUGCACUUACAGCGGAGGAAAGCAGCAUCCUUUUGUUUUCUAGUUUCUAGACAUAUGUGGAUGCCUUUUUGUGUGACUGGAGUGCCGUGCCAUAGGUUAGAGUUGAGGAAGUUGGAGGAUUUUGAUUCUCACUACUAGAUAUUCUCUGUUACUGUUCCUCUGAGUAAAAUAAGGAUAGAUUUAAGAGAGAAAUCAGUGGCUUGCCUGUGUGGUGUACCUGAUAUAUAUGACUAUUUGCAUGCUCAGCAACACACACACACACUGAUUUCUGAAGCUCUGUCUGAUUAGCAUUGCUGAACUGAAGUGAACGCAGUAACUGAGGGAAUUUGGUAAAAAUGUUAGACAUGCUGAUGCAUCAGUAGGAUGCUAGACAAUAUUGUUUAUUAAUCAGUAGGAUUUUGUUUUGUGCUUGAGAUGUGUCCACUAAAAAAGAAGGUACUACAGCUUUUCUACAGGAUUUUCUGUUAGCUUUUGAAAAAAUGUGACAGUUUGCUCUCAGUGUAGUAUCUGAAAUGGCUAGAGCUGUUUUUAAUAUAAUUAAAGACCAUUGUAAUAAUUUU
Protopterus annectens (West African lungfish) is the source of this 2495-nucleotide messenger RNA. RefSeq names its product charged multivesicular body protein 1A (gene CHMP1A). Gene Ontology annotation, biological process: late endosome to vacuole transport; protein transport; endosome transport via multivesicular body sorting pathway. The transcript has 7 exons. The record is from RefSeq and is a predicted model, not a curated record. Lineage: Eukaryota; Metazoa; Chordata; Ceratodontiformes; Protopteridae. Bases 204 to 800 code for a protein of 198 amino acids. Gene Ontology annotation, cellular component: multivesicular body; ESCRT III complex.